This is a messenger RNA of Mytilinidion resinicola, 585 nucleotides long. RefSeq lists its product as uncharacterized. The transcript is spliced from 3 exons. Bases 1 to 585 code for a protein of 194 amino acids. NCBI's taxonomy places the organism in Eukaryota, Fungi, Ascomycota, Dothideomycetes, Mytilinidiales, Mytilinidiaceae. The record is from RefSeq and is a predicted model, not a curated record.
AUGUUGUCAACUUUCUCCUCCGCUUUUACUUUUCUUUACUUUCUGUCAGCUGUACCUCAAAUCCUCGCCGCUGACUGCUUCGGAGGCGAGGGAGUAGACCCCGAUGUCUCGAAUGCCUGGCAACUCCGCCAACAAAUAUGCGGAAACAAUGCAUGCGACAACUCUGAUGCCGCGCGAGGCGACAACCACUACUGCUCCCUAUACACCUCCUUCAACGGUGGAAGAUCUCAAGUCCAAAUCCAACGGAAUGAUCCGGCUGGAAAGUACGGAAACUGCUGGGCUGCCACGGAAGACAUCAUAAAGCAAUGCUUGGAUAACUCAUCUGGGUCAGGCAUUACUGGCGACCCAAACGGAUCGUGGAGAGUGGGCGAUGAGUGGUAUUGGGUAUCGAUAUAUCACAAUGACUUGAAUGAUCCCUCUGGAGAAGUGUAUGAUGCUGAAGAACAAAAGUUAAUGUUUGGACCGAAUCAGUUCUGCCAAGGGCUAUCUCCGGGUGGUGGGAACAGCUGCAUUAAUAUUCCUGACAACUGCUACAUCGAAGUGCCGCUGUCGAACUCUGUUCCAAAAGUCAAGUGUCCAAUGUGA